Molecule: messenger RNA, 1312 nt
Organism: Rhinichthys klamathensis goyatoka
Lineage: Eukaryota; Metazoa; Chordata; Actinopteri; Cypriniformes; Leuciscidae
Gene: ddo
Product: D-aspartate oxidase
Exons: 5
Coding region: 156-1172 (338 amino acids)
Molecular function (GO): D-amino-acid oxidase activity; FAD binding
Source: RefSeq, a predicted model, not a curated record
AUAUUCGCAUCUGUGCUUCCGCAUCCCCUCAAAAUAAGACAACUAAAACUCCAUUUCCCACGAUGCGUUUUAAAUAGGACAACCAUGGUCUCGUCCAGAGUGUGUAAUAAUCACAGACUGUUUGUUACCGCAGGAUCAGAAGGCUGGAGCUGAGAAUGCAGCGUGUGAAAGUGCUGGUGGUCGGAGCAGGUGUGGUGGGUUUAUCCACGGCAGUGUGUAUCGCUGAGGCGCUUCCACACUGUUCUGUAACUGUUGUUGCUGAGAAGUUCUCGCCUGACACCACCAGUGAUGGAGCCGCUGGAAUCUUCCUACCCACUGAGUUUCCUGACAUCCCUCGUGAACGGCAACGGCGUUGGUUCAAGGAGUCAUUUGAUCAUCUUCUGACCAUCGCAGAUUCCUCACAAGCCGGAGAUGCUGGCGUGUACUUGAGCUCCGGGUACCACAUUUUCAAGGAUGUACCCUGCGACAAAAAGCCCUACUGGGCAGAUUUGGUACUUGGAUUCAGAUACAUGACGGAUCAUGAAAUGAAGCGUUUCCCUAAUCAUAAGUUUGGACAAGCGUUCACCACAUUAAAGUGUGAAUGUCUGAGCUACUUGCCAUGGAUGGAAAAAAGGGUUAGAGCAGCUGGAGGUCAGAUCCUUCAUGAAAAGGUGACUGAUCUUCAUAAACUGGCCCUGAAUUACGAUGCCAUCAUUAACUGCUCAGGUGUCGGCUCACGUUUCUUGGCGAAGGAUGAGGAGGUCUAUCCAGUUCGAGGACAAAUGUUGAAGAUUAACGCUCCUUGGCUGAAGAACUUCAUAAGAGAUGGAGAUGGCAUGACCUACAUCUACCCUGGAAUGACGCACGUCAGCAUUGGAGGCACGCGGCAGGUGGGCGACUGGCGUAUGGAGGUGGAUAAAGAGGACAGCGAGGGGAUCCUGGAGCGCUGCAGUCGACUGGAACCGUCCCUGCGAGCGGGUCAGGUGAUGGGGGAGUGGGUGGGACUGCGGCCAGGCAGGGCUAACCUGCGGGUGGAGCGCGAAUAUCUGUCUGUACGGGGCCGUCAGGUGCCUCUGGUGCACAACUACGGUCACGGAGGCUGUGGUGUUACUCUGAGCUGGGGGACGGCACUGGACGCGCUCGAUCUGCUGAGACAGAGUCUGUACGAAAAACCACCUCUAGCCAGACUGUGAAUCUCAUGUGUCUAGCACUUAUAUUGAAGUUUAAGACUUCAUACUGAUACUGAUAUCCAUGUGUGAUAUGAUUUUCAUACUGAUAUCUUUACAUUUGUGCACAAGAAAUAGCACUUUCAUGUUAAUAAUAGAUAAAUCAU